AUAGAGAUUAUAAAUCAAAGCAUCCCCAACAGGCAAACAGCACACGACACAAGCAUCCACCCACCUCACCUCCUCAUCAUCGUCAUAAAAAUACACGUAUUUUCAUUAUUUGGAUCUUUUUAUUCUUUCUCUGACCACAAAUGGCCAUUAGAAACCAUAAGAAUACAGUCUUUAUCAGAGCCGCCCCAUAAAGAAAGCUUUUUGAGCUUGGGUUUUGGUGGAUUAGGUACUUAAGACAUCAACACUAAUUUUCCUUUUGGACUGUGUGUGUGUAUGUGCGUGAAUUAGAGAGAUGGAGAUGAUGUAUUUGCAGCUGGGCACGUCCUCCUACCAGGAGUCCCUUAAAGUUAUAGAGGCUGAUAUACAACAUGCUAAUGCCUUGGCUGCUGCAAUUCCAAGAGGCAAGAGUGGUGCACGCCUUCAGAUGAAAUUAGUAUACAAUCAAUGGACUCCUCUCUUUCUUUUCCUGUUACAACGGUUAAGUUGUUCUUGCAUAUGUCUACUCCCCAGAUACCUAAAUCUCUUUCACAUACUUAUAUAUAAGGUAUAUGCAGAUAGUAGACCAAAAUUAUCUACUCAUGGAAGGAAAGCAACAAUUAAAGAUUUCUAUGGUGUUAUAUUACCAUCUCUUCAACGGCUUCAUAGUAACUUGGAGGAGUUGGAUGAUGUUAAGGAAUGGUAUAUGGAAAUGGAGAGUUUGGAGAAAAAUAGUGUGGAAGGAGAUAUUAGGCUUUCCAAUUUUGAUAUAGAGAGAGAAGAUGAAUGUGGAAUUUGCUUGGAGCCUUGCACCAAAAUGGUCAUGCCUAAUUGUUGUCAUGCAAUGUGCAUCAAAUGCUACCGCAAUUGGAAUACAAGGUCAGAGUCCUGCCCUUUUUGUCGAGGUAGCUUAAAAAGAGUGAACUCUGAAGACCUAUGGGUGCUAACUUGUGACAAUGAUGUGGUUGAUACGAAAACAAUCUCCAAGGAAGAUUUGUUGCGGUUCUACCUCUAUAUCAAUAGCUUGCCGAAAAACUAUCCAGAUGCUCUUUUCUUAGUAUAUUAUGAAUAUCUAAUGUGAAGUGGGGUAGAUGAAAGAAGAGACAUGUACAGAUUACAAAAGCCGACCUUCAAAUGUAAAUAGAGUCUGGUAAGCACAAUUGUUUCUGAUUAUUAGACAAAAUAAAUCAAUCUUAUUUCAUAGUUGUCUGAGCUUCUGAGUACAUUGCCCAAAUACUUAAUAUCAAAGCUCUAAUUUAUAGAAUGAUAUUUUUCCGUCAUCUUAAA
Molecule: messenger RNA, 1263 nt
Organism: Jatropha curcas
Lineage: Eukaryota; Viridiplantae; Streptophyta; Magnoliopsida; Malpighiales; Euphorbiaceae
Product: E3 ubiquitin-protein ligase AIRP2
Biological process (GO): protein ubiquitination
Molecular function (GO): ubiquitin protein ligase activity
Source: RefSeq, a predicted model, not a curated record